Molecule: messenger RNA, 2038 nt
Organism: Elephantulus edwardii (Cape elephant shrew)
Lineage: Eukaryota; Metazoa; Chordata; Mammalia; Macroscelidea; Macroscelididae
Gene: ALPL
Product: alkaline phosphatase, liver/bone/kidney
Exons: 11
Coding region: 87-1661 (524 amino acids)
Biological process (GO): dephosphorylation
Cellular component (GO): plasma membrane
Molecular function (GO): alkaline phosphatase activity
Source: RefSeq, a predicted model, not a curated record
AACAUCAGUUAACAUCUGACUCCAGGCAGCUCACUCACAUCCACCACAUCUGGGAUCCAGGGAGGAAGCAGGUCGUGGGGUGCAUCAUGAUUUCAUCAUUCUUGGUAUUGGCCAUUGGUGCCUGCCUUAGCAACUCCUUAGUGCCAGAGAAAGAGAAAGACCCCAAUUACUGGCGAGUCCAGGCUCAGCAGACACUGAAAAAUGCCCUGGAACUUCAGAAUCUCAACACAAACGUGGCCAAGAAUGUCAUCAUGUUCCUGGGGGAUGGGAUGGGUGUCUCCACGGUGACAGCCGCUCGGAUCCUCAAGGGUCAGCUACACCACAAGCCUGGGGAGGAGACCAGACUAGAGAUGGACAAGUUUCCCUUCGUGGCCCUUUCCAAGACAUACAACACGAACGCUCAGGUCCCUGACAGCGCAGGCACUGCCACAGCCUACUUGUGUGGGGUGAAGGCCAACGAGGGCACCGUGGGGGUGAGUGCAGCGACCGAGCGCUCCCACUGCAACACCACUCAGGGGAACGAGGUCACCUCCAUCCUGCGCUGGGCCAAGGACGCUGGGAAGUCUGUGGGCAUCGUGACCACCACUCGAGUGAACCAUGCCACUCCCAGUGCUGCCUACGCCCACUCUGCUGAUCGAGACUGGUACUCAGACAACGAGAUGCCCCCAGAGGCCCUGAGCCAGGGCUGCAAAGAUAUUGCUUAUCAGCUCAUGCACAACAUCAGGGACAUUGAGGUGAUCAUGGGAGGUGGCCGGAAGUAUAUGUUCCCCAAAAAUAGAACUGACGUGGAGUAUGAGAUGGAUGAGAAGGCCAGGGGCACCAGGCUAGAUGGCCUGAACCUCAUCGACAUCUGGAAGAGCUUCAAACCAAGACACAAGCACUCCCACUACGUCUGGAACCGCACCGAACUCCUGGCCCUCGACCUCCGUGCUGUGGACUAUCUGUUGGGUCUCUUCGAGCCAGGGGACAUGCAGUACGAGCUGAACAGAAACAAUGUGACAGACCCAUCACUCUCUGAGAUGGUGGAAGUGGCUAUCAAGAUUCUGAGGAAGAACCCCAGAGGCUUCUUCUUGCUGGUGGAAGGAGGCAGGAUUGACCAUGGGCAUCAUGAGGGCAAAGCCAAGCAGGCCUUGCACGAGGCAGUGGAGAUGGACCAGGCCAUCGGCCUGGCAGGCACCAUGACCUCUCUGGAAGACACACUGACUGUGGUCACUGCUGACCACUCCCACGUCUUCACCUUCGGUGGCUACACCCCCCGUGGCAACUCCAUUUUUGGUCUGGCCCCCAUGUUGAGCGACACGGACAAGAAGCCCUUCACUGCCAUCCUAUAUGGCAACGGACCAGGCUACAAAGUGGUGGGCGGUGAGCGAGAGAACGUCUCCAUGGUGGACUAUGCUCACAACAACUACCAGGCCCAGUCAGCUGUCCCCCUGCGCCACGAGACCCACGGUGGGGAGGAUGUAGCCGUCUUCGCCAAGGGCCCAAUGGCGCACCUGCUGCACGGCGUCCACGAACAGAACUACAUCCCCCACGUGAUGGCUUACGCAGCCUGCAUCGGUGCCAACCGCGACCACUGUGCCUUGGACAGCUCAGCGGGCAGCCCCUCUCCAGGUCCCCUGCUGCUCCUACUGGCCCUGCUCCCUGUGAGCAUCCUGUUCUGAGGGCCUGAGGCCUGGGCACACACCAGCCCAUGACAGAUGGCCAGCCUCUCUCUCCCAGAGCUGCCCUCCUGCCUGGCAGCCCACACCUCAAGGGGCGUGGAGGCAGAAGCCCACGAAGCCCCUUCUCAGCUGCCAGAAAAGGGACCCAAGAAACCAAAGCCUGCCGCCCACCUGGCUCCUCUCUGGAAUCCUCUACCGGGGCCAGACCAACUCCUUGCUCUGUUCCCCUCUCAACUGUCCCCUUGGCCAACAGGGUAGGUUUCUCUUGGGUAGGCAAAGAGCACAGACUGCGGAGUUCUCAAAGCAUCUUAUUUUUCUAGCAAACAUAUUUCCCCAGCCCCGGAGGCUCCGGAGCUUCCAUGGAACAUUCCAGAUCU